This is a messenger RNA of Schizosaccharomyces japonicus yFS275, 3546 nucleotides long. RefSeq lists its product as hypothetical. The record is from RefSeq and is a predicted model, not a curated record. Bases 58 to 3453 code for a protein of 1131 amino acids. Gene Ontology annotation, molecular function: GTPase activator activity; phosphatidylinositol binding. The transcript is spliced from 3 exons. Lineage: Eukaryota; Fungi; Ascomycota; Schizosaccharomycetes; Schizosaccharomycetales; Schizosaccharomycetaceae.
UCCACGUCGCUUCUCCUGCUCAGUCAGCUUCUCUCUUCGACAACGUGUGCCAUCUCCAUGCACCAACCGAUCCAGCAACUUCACUUCUUCUUGGACCGUUCUCUAGACAAACACGAACAGAUCGCUCAUCAUGUGCGGAAACUUGGAUCCACAGACGAAUGGAUGCUUUUGACGCCGUCUGCGUCCGCAAUGGCAGGGUACGAGGAUUUGCUGUCAAUGCAGGAGGACGAACUGCUGGAUUUUGACUUUUUCGCGUCUCAUGUGCUCCAUGUGAGUGCUGCUGUACAAAGUGGUGAUGACUUUAUAGUCCCCUGUCUCAACAAUAAACAAGUGGUUGUCACUAGAGGCGAAAUUCACACUGGAAAAGGCUUUAGAACGGAACGUACAGUGCGUAUCAUUGGCGACGCUUAUGUUGUAAGGUCGGCUGAAAAUAAGCUUCCACCUGUCGUCUUGUUCACCGACGACUUCUUAGUACCACUUUCCUUCCUUGAACCAAAACAUGAAAUCAGCAAGCAGACCGUUCCGGUCCCUCCCGCUCGUCGUCGAGCCAAUUCCGUCUUCUCAAUGGCUUCCCUGCGGUUUCUGGCUGCUGAGGUGCAUGAGGCUUUGUUUCCUCAAUUGGAACAACUUACAUAUGAUUUUCUCCAGGUGCAUCUGUCACAAACGACCUCUGAAGAUGAAGUUUGCGACUAUGAGACCUUUUUCGCUGACGUUGAUGCGUACCUCCAAGCAGGAAUCGAUGCCGUCUCAACCCUGAGCAUGGACCUCCAAAGACGGUUGUUGGAAGUCGCUACGGAUGAUGAAGUGACGGGUGCCGUGGAAAGUUACCUCCUUGAAUCAGUUUACGAACUCGUUUUCUUUCGCUACACUCAGGCAUACAGGGACAAGGAUGCAGAGCUCGGGAAUGCAUUGGCGUCUAUGAAACAAAUAACCUUGCUGCAACUGAAUAUGCCCGAGGUGUCUCCGACACUUGAAAAACGAAUUGCCGACUCCGUCCGUGAGUUUAAUCUCAUCGGUCUAGCUCGCUCACCACUCGAAAAACUGCACCAUCUUGUUACUGCUACUCAUUGUUUGGCGAAGGAUCGAGAGGCUCUCGGAGGCGAUGCACUCAUUCCCAUGCUCAUGUGCACGCUCGUUCGUACAGACCUCGUGAACAUAGAGUCUAACAUUGCUUUCAUUCGUCGACACUCUUCGCGAGAAACGCGAACUGACAGCGGGGAAUUUGCUUUGAGCACGCUCGCCGGAGUCUGCUUCUACGCGCUCUCCAACAAACAGACGCUUGCCGCUGAGAGUGACAUGUUUGGUCAGGUGUUGCAGGCGGUAAAGGAAGGAAAAAGUUUGCAAACUUUGGGUGAGCUGGUACACGGCGACCACAAGGUGCUGCUUGCACGGUGUUCGCAGUACUCAGAGUCGCUUCCCUUUCUCGCUCUGCGGUAUGAACAAUACACGCUUUUCAAGAGUCUGCUAUCGUGCGAAUUGUUUGAUGCCGACUUUUUGUAUACCGAUGAGAACGCGCGUGGAGACACGUUGUUGUGUAUUUUGCUUCAACAUUCGCAAACAGAACUUGUUCCGCUUUUACUUAAUCGACUUUCCGAAGGGACGCCACGCACAGAUGGCUCAUCGGCGCUCGAUGACUACGUUGCCCGUUCCAUUACUACUCGCUCAGUAGUUGGCUUGCCUGCCGCGCUUCCCAUGCUACGCGUUCCUUGGGAAUAUCCGGUGAAUGGAUCAACACUUCUUUGGCGACUCUCCCGCUCUCGGUCUACUGAUGCGCUUCUGGCCGUAUUUAAUGCCUACAAACAAUUAGAUGCAAGGACACUGAAAGUCCACAUCGACCGUAAGAAAGGACGUACGCUUUUGCAUACGCUGACUGAACCAAAACUUCUGCGCAAGGUUCUUGGUAUAGCCGCGGGUGAUUCAACUAUCGUCAAUGCGCAGGACUCCAAAGGAAACACGCCGCUAAUGCAUCAUAUUAUUCACCGUCACACAGCUGCAGUCUUAUGUUUAUUGGAAGAUCCAGCGGUACGGUAUAGUGUCACAAACCGGCAGGGACUUACGGCGGUACAUCUUGCCGCUACACUUGGACUCGACGCCGACAGAUCAGUGCUGAAGGCACUGACGGAACGCUCUAAAAUUCCUUUGCGCGCCUUUAUUACCGGCGAUACUCCAAUGCACACGUUGGCCAAACGCUAUGAGCCUAGCAAUGUUUGGGAUGCAUUUUUGGAGUUUUGGUCGGAAGAACUGGAACAAAAAGUUGAUGUGUAUAAUAAUUCACUUGAACAACCUGGUAUUCCUAUUCCACUGCCAUCAGAUGAGUCUUUUGAACUUUCCAACAAGAUGGCGUUCCACGUGGUCCGAGAACGUUUUGCCAAUGUCGCUAAGACACCAUUGCAAGCAUGCGUGUUAUCGGCGUACGUAGAGGAGGAUGAAGUGUUGUACGCAAUUUGUACCGUGCUCCCGCCCUCCAAACUGCCGCUUUGGGUUUUUCGUUCUCAGGCUGAUUUUGAUCUGCUUCACCAUUCGCUCGUGCGUUCUUCUCCCGCUACAUGGUUGCCGGAGUGCAAUCUGUUACCGAAACAUUUAUGCCUUUUGUCAAUGAACGCUGUUCGCUCUGUGCUUUUUGAAAAUAUUAAUCGACUGGACAUGUACCUGUCCCAUCUAAUCUCCCAUAUGAGCAAAGAGACGGAACUGAUUUUGCACGAAUUUUUGACGGCUCCAGGUUCGCUGGAAAAGGCGAAGCUCGUGUCAGCUAGUACUAAGGCCGAACAGGCCAUGUCUGAGCACAUCCACUGCACUUACAGUGCUAUGGAAUUGAAUGACGAAACGGACGCAUUUUUAAUAUACGCUCAACGAUCUCUUGUUCAAUUGGAGGCGUCGUAUGCCAAGCUAGAAGAUAGCAUGCGGGCGUUGUUUGCUGAGCGACGCAAACAUGCACAAGUGUUGGAGCUGCUGUACUUGAAAAUGCAAAGACAACGGUCGUUGUUGGGAACAAUCUCGCUUUCUACGCUGCAGGAACGAGCCUGUAGUGAUUACUUCCUCCCUCACACGAACAGUUUUUUCAAACGCAUCUACUUGAGUCGCAGUCUAAUUGCUGGUAUGCGGAAAGCUUUAGAAAGAGCGGGCACUCUGUUCGAAGAGAUAAUGGACGUGAAAGAUGAGUGUGAUCAUCUAAAAACACAACUGGAUGAGGGUUCGAAGAAGCAACAAGACAUCUGGGGUCUUUCAAUAUUGACCGAACGACGCGAGAGGCAAUACGUCGCGAUCUCCUCGAGGUACGAUGUUCUUAAGAAGAGAUAUCAUAACCAAAGCGUUCUUUUUCGUUACGCACAAACCUACCUGGCGGGUGAGCUUUCUUCACUGCAUGAAAGCCGUGCUCAAGACAUGAGCAAAGCGAUUUUAUGGUUUGCUCAAAAUAACAUAGAUGUUAGUCUGCCGGCAGACUUUCGAAAAUGAUUUGUGAGUUUACGACAGAUCCUACUACGUAUUUAAUUACUACGACUACUUAGACGAUGUAAUGACACGAUAUGAAUAAUUUUGUUCUAUAAA